AUGAAUAAAUUCAGCUUAAAGCAAUCACUACUAGUCGUUUUAGGUCUCUCUGCCAAUAUCUUAGCACAGAACUCUACCUAUAACUACACUCAACACAAUGCUUAAUGCUGGGGUUGUGUAACAGCAGUUCCUACAGCAGGUUUCUAUUGCUUUUCAAGCACAGUUACUAAUGGAAUCAACUUAGGAGUCUGCUAAGCUGCAAGAAAUACUAACGCUGGUUGGAUUUGUGGCAACACUCAAGAUUUUUGCAUGGAUAAUCCAAUGAACGUUCUUUCAGGUGGAGAUGUAGUUAUUUCCCAACUAGAUAUUAUACCAAUUAGAAACUUGACUAUAAGGAAUGGAACUACCCUCAAGUUCACAGUCAAGAGCUAAGCUGAGAAAAGUGGCUUCAUCUCACUAGGCUAUCAAGAUGAGAGCAAAAAGUCAGAUACUAGAAAGGUCUUAUUCUAUGUGUAUAACAAUAGAUUGUAAACGGGUGCUGAUAGAAGAAGAUUUGAGAUGUCUCACGUAAAUGAAGUCUUAUUGCCACACAGUGAUGAUACAUAUACAGUUUUCCUUGCAUCUUAAAAAUCAGAUUUUAACAUUACCUUAACUAAGUCAAAUGCACUCUACAUCAUAGCAGGCAUUUCCACUAUGUUAAUGGGACUUAUUAGCAUGCUUUUUUGA
Molecule: messenger RNA, 666 nt
Organism: Stylonychia lemnae
Lineage: Eukaryota; Ciliophora; Spirotrichea; Sporadotrichida; Oxytrichidae
Source: the annotation of a GenBank genome assembly